UAUAAUUGCGAGCUCAUAAUUGAAUUAAAAUAUUCAAAUUUUAGAUGAAAUUUAAAGAAAUUAUCAUUUAUUCAUUCCUGGCUACUGUUUGAGUGCACAGCAAAUGAUAUUUAACCAUGAAAUGUGUGGCCACUGGUAAAAAUGCAACAAUUUUGGCGAAAGCGAUCCAUUCGUUUGCUCGUAUCGGAAAUGAGUUGUAUGUGGAAGCGGAUUCUAUUUCUGGUCUAUCGUUGCGGACAGUCAAUAUGACAAAAUCAGCCUUCGCUUCAGUUGUAUUCAAUUUAGAUUUUUUCUCUAGUUUUGUCGUUAAGAAUGCCGAAGAAAAUCAAUGUAAAUUAUCGAUGAAAUCGUGCCUUGGAGUUUUUCGCAAUAUGAAACAGGUAGAGUCAUUCACGAUGUCAUUGGAUACAAAAACCUACAAAAUGAUUGUACAGUUUAAGUGCCGUUUAGAAACGAUAAAAACACAUCACAUUUCCGUAUUGGAGCAGGAGACAUUGCAGGCCGCCUAUGUUACAGAUCGUUCACUCAAUGUGCUUGCCGGUAAUCAUAAGCUAUUCAGUAACAUUGUUUCAAGUUUUAAGGCCAACGAAGAAGAGCUAUCGAUUAUUGCAACAGAGAAAAAUAUAGUCGUUCAAAACUAUGCAGAAGGUAUACAUGUUGAUAAUCGAUUUGUGCGCUCGCAAAUCACAUUGAAAUCAGACGAGUUUGAGAGCUUCACAAUUAGCCAAAAUACAACGAUAACGUUUUGUAUGCGAGAGCUUAGGGCCAUUCUGAAUUUUGCCGAAUCGAUGAACACAAGCAUCUCAGCGAAUUUCAAUUGUGCUGGCGAGCCGGUGGUUUUUGUGAUAAAAAAUGUAGACCUAUUCGAAGCAAAUUUAGUGAUGUCAACGCUAUCGCCUGACGAUGAAUUGUCCGAAUGUCAACGAUCUCGAUCUUUAGUUCAAAUAAAUUCACAACCAGAUAAUGUGGCCAUUGAACGAACAAAUGCCGAUGAUAACGAUGAACAACAUCAGGAGGACAAUGUGAGCGGUUCGUCUGCGAAAAAGAGAAAUUUAUCAAAUGGAACUGAUUUUGAAUUCGGAAUAAGUAGACAAGUUGCGUUAGAUGUGUUACGCAAAAAACGUAGAACAUCAAAUGAUUGUCAUGACACGAGAGUGCCACUGUUGGAUUCAUCGAAUUCAUCCGAUCACAGAGAACAAGUACCACUACAACCGCCACCUAUAGACCUGGAGAGUGAAAAUAUUGAUGUGGUUUUCCAAGAAGACUCGAUUCCAAUGGAUACAUUGGAUCAAGGUACGGUGGUCGGAGAAGAUUCAGCAAUGCAAGAGUUAAAUGAGAGCGAAGUAAAUGGACGCGACCAUCGACCUUUUGUGCGACAAGUUUUCAAACGAUGUUUCACGGGAAAUACGCCACAACCUAUGUCAUAUGGCCAAAUAUUGGCUGAAGCAUCCGAUGAAGAGUAAUUUUAUGAUUUAAACAUUAUUUAUAUGAUUUUUAUAGCGUUGAAAAAAUAUAUUAUUAAAUUUUAAUCAACAUUGUUGAUAAUAUUUAAAAUU
Molecule: messenger RNA, 1556 nt
Organism: Contarinia nasturtii (swede midge)
Lineage: Eukaryota; Metazoa; Arthropoda; Insecta; Diptera; Cecidomyiidae
Gene: Rad9
Product: cell cycle checkpoint control protein RAD9A
Exons: 6
Coding region: 117-1463 (448 amino acids)
Biological process (GO): cellular response to ionizing radiation; DNA replication checkpoint signaling; mitotic intra-S DNA damage checkpoint signaling
Cellular component (GO): checkpoint clamp complex
Source: RefSeq, a predicted model, not a curated record